Messenger RNA from Zychaea mexicana, 909 nucleotides. RefSeq names its product putative methyltransferase-domain-containing protein. Lineage: Eukaryota; Fungi; Mucoromycota; Mucoromycetes; Mucorales; Lichtheimiaceae. The coding region runs from base 1 to 777 and encodes 258 amino acids. The record is from RefSeq and is a predicted model, not a curated record. The transcript has 7 exons. Gene Ontology annotation, cellular component: cytoplasm; nucleus.
AUGACAACUAUGAGCGGUGUCAAACGCGUUGCAUUUAACGAUUACGACAAUAAUAAUCAUUGCACCAUUUACGUUGAAGAAGUACUCGAUGCUGCAUAUGGUUGUUACAUUUGGCCAUCAGCAUUGGUACUGAGUGAUUAUGUAUGGUACCACCGUGACGCAUUCGCCUAUAGUACGAUUUUAGAGAUUGGUGCAGGGACAUCGUUGCCAUCGCUGGUGCUUGCCAAAGCAAGUCAGUCAGUGCGUCUCGUACUUUCAGAUAUUCCGAGUAUAUUACCUGUUGUUCGCGGAUGCCUACCACUGAAUGGUCUGCAUGAAUCUGCUGAAGCGCUCUGGGUCCGUGAGCUACUGUGGGGCCAACUGGGGUGUACCAACAGUGUGGAUCAACUUGUCAAAGAUAUCGAACACAAUUGGAAUACAUCCAUUGACUACAUUUUGGGCAGUGAUACUUUCUAUGAUCCUGCAGAUUUUGAAAAUCUUUUGGUAACAGUAUCUUUUAUUAUCCAUCGUCAUAAUCCAAAAUGUAAAUUCAUUACAGCUUAUCAAGAACGAAGCGCCAAGCGUAGCAUCCAGUACUUAUUGGACAAAUGGGGUCUGCAAUGCUCCUCAAUAUCCCGUGAAUCUUUUGAGUUUGACGAAUUCCGUUUUACUCAUAGGGAUGAUACCAGUGAUAAAGAAGACGGUGAUGGUGAUGAAGAUAGCGAUAGCAUCCCGUCAGUCAGAAUGAAUGCGGGUUCAUUAUCAAGCGUGUUUGUCCUCGUUAUCUCAUCAAAAUAAAUCCAUUUGUAAUUUGCUGCACCAUCUUUUCAUGAACAGACAAUUACUGACGCGCUUGCAAAAAAGGUCGAAAUUCAAGAGAGACAUAUGUGGAGGAAGUCGCAGCAAAUCAGGAAUAAAAGAAGAGGCAGG